CCUCGACCCCGAGCCUCCGAUGCAGCAACCAAAGCUGCCACUCCAUCAACAUCAAAGCCGUGGGUACACCGCAAACGAACUUACUUUGCAUACUGCCUGAUCAGCUUCAACUGCCUCGGGAUACCGCUCUCUUUUGGUCCUUUUCUCGAGUACUACUACACCGUAUCUCCGCACACCUCACUUCUCCCCCUCUCCUCUAUCAUCGCUGUCCAACUAUUUUGUAUAUUUGGCCUUGUAAUCCCUGCUGCGUGGCUAUACAGACGCGGAGAUUUGAAGAUAUUGGUUGUGGUAGCGACUGUGCUUGCGAUCGCUGGUCAGUUUGGUCUCUCCUUCAGCACGAGCCUUCGGUUUACAUGGUGGUACAUGCUCAUGAUGCAAGGGAUUCUGAUGGGCAUUGGACUAGGGAUUCUGCUCGUGGCUGGAAUCCUCUGUCUCUCGAGCCACUACAAGAACAAUAUUCCACUGGCUUCAAUGACUGGAACAAUCAUGGGACCACUUGGUGGGGUGAUCUACACAACUGGCUCGUACAUUCAAUUCCAGGAGAGGGAGUUUCAGAAAGCAUGCUGGAUCAACUGCGGCAUUAUGGCGGCCACGCUUGUUCCUGCCUGCUUCUUGAUGAAGCCCUCCGAGAUAUACGGCAGGCUUUCAACCCAGGCACCAGAGGAGUCGACCAGAAUCUGGAAAGAAAAGGACACUCUUCUUUUUACCCUCGGAUAUCUUUGCUUGUUUUUCGGACUUUUCACUUGGCCGGCUUACAUUGUGCUCAUGAUUGCUAGCACACCGCAACACGAGUUCCCGACGUCGCCCACGGUGGUCCUCAUGAUCACGUACGGUGUUUCGAUCCUCACAGCCCCAAUCAUGACCAGUGGCCUGGUGUUGCGAACGAACGGUGCGCUGAAUACCUUUAUUCUUGCGGCUGUUGCAGUCGGAGCGAGCUUUAUUUUCCCCUCCCAAGCACCUUCGUUAUUAGCAUUUGAGCUAUGGUGCACUCCUUACGCCGUAGGACUUGGUGCUGUUCUUGGGUUGUAUAUCAGAGUCACUAGCAUUUUCCAUUUCUCGGAUGCGACAAGGCCUUUCGAUAGGCCAGCGCGGAUAUCAGCGUUGCUGACUUUGGUCGGGAUUGUGGCAGCGGCAGGAGUCGUGACUACGGCGGCUUUGGUUGAAAUGGAUGACGGAGGAUUCAAAAUUGCGAUGUUAAUCAAUGGCAUCGUGGUAAUGGCUGGAGGUUUGCUUAUGUGGGUGGGUAGGUGGUUCCGGAUAGGCAGUCGGGUUUGGUUUUGCAUUUAGGGGUUGGGAGGUGUGCCCAUGCAUGCACCUUUAGUCUUUACUUUACUUUUAGAGACCUGAUUUUGCUUGUAA
Molecule: messenger RNA, 1359 nt
Organism: Lindgomyces ingoldianus
Lineage: Eukaryota; Fungi; Ascomycota; Dothideomycetes; Pleosporales; Lindgomycetaceae
Exons: 1
Coding region: 370-1287 (305 amino acids)
Molecular function (GO): monocarboxylic acid transmembrane transporter activity
Source: RefSeq, a predicted model, not a curated record